Messenger RNA from Drosophila persimilis, 420 nucleotides. RefSeq names its product homeobox protein prospero-like. Lineage: Eukaryota; Metazoa; Arthropoda; Insecta; Diptera; Drosophilidae. Gene Ontology annotation, cellular component: nucleus. The coding region runs from base 1 to 420 and encodes 139 amino acids. Gene Ontology annotation, molecular function: RNA polymerase II cis-regulatory region sequence-specific DNA binding; DNA-binding transcription factor activity, RNA polymerase II-specific. The record is from RefSeq and is a predicted model, not a curated record. The transcript has 3 exons. Gene Ontology annotation, biological process: regulation of transcription by RNA polymerase II.
AUGGAGAAAUAUGCACGACAAGCUGUCACCGAAGGCAUCAAGACACCCGAUGAUCUGUUGAUUGCUGGAGAUAGUGAAUUGUAUCGCGUGCUCAAUUUGCACUACAAUCGCAAUAAUCACAUUGAGGUACCCCAAAACUUUCGCUUCGUCGUUGAACAGACACUGCGGGAGUUUUUCCGUGCAAUACAGGGUGGCAAAGACACCGAACAGUCGUGGAAGAAGUCCAUAUACAAGAUCAUCUCGCGCAUGGACGAUCCCGUGCCCGAGUACUUCAACCACACCACACACCACGAUCCCAGCUACUAUGACUACUACAACAUCUACAGCCACAACAUCGAGGGCCGGCAGCAGCAAUCCGAAGGCGAGGCGCAGACCAAAGCUAAAAGGCUAAAUCUGCGCAAGAAGUACCACUGGAUAUGA